AGGGCUCCUGUCAAAACAGGAAGGCAAACAGGGAAAUUCGCUUCUUUUGCACGCGCACAGGCGCCACUCGCGGAGCCAGACCUCAAAGCCAACUCCAAGAACGGAUGGAACAAUUCGCGGGAGCUGACCUGCUGCCCGACGACCUGCUCGCGGACGUCCUCGGGCGCCUUGAGCCGCGCUGGCUAGCCGCGUCCCGCUGCGUCUGCAAGGACUGGCGCGCCAUCAUCGACGCGAGGCGCCUCCUGCGCGCCGACCUGCUGCCGCUCUCCCUGGCAAGCAUCAUCAUCUCUUUCGACAUGCUCGAUCUCUCAGACUUCUUCGAUCGCCCCUCCUCCACGGGCCGGCCCGCGAUCAGCGCCAGGAUCCACGACUGCUUGCCGUCCACCGCCGAGAAAUCUCCUGUCCGGGAUCACUGCAACGGGCUCCUCUUACUCCACAACGGCUGGGUCGUUAACCCCGCGACACGGUGGGCGGUGCUCUUGCCCCCCUGCCCGGCCCGGUGCACUACGACGGAGGCAGAUUUCUACCACAGGUACCUUGUUUAUGAUCCCACGGUAUCAACCCACUUUGAGGUGUUCAGGGUUCCUGGUUUUUAUUAUUACCAUAGACAUGUAGACCAUGUAUUAGAGGAAUCAGAAUGGCCUCCAUCUUUGUACACCAUGCAUGUCUACUCGUCGAGGUCAGGUCACUGGGAGGAGCGGUCUUUUGUUCGAGAAGGAGACGCAGCAGGGACCGUCUCUGAUUCGCGCUUGCAUGGGAGGAAAUGCUACGCCGUAUGCUGGCAAGGGGCACUUUAUGUGGACUGCCUGAAUCAUUUUCUUAGGAUAUCCUUGUCAAACAGUAAAUACCAAGUAAUUAAACCACCGGUUGGACUUGGAUCAGGAUGGGCAGUCUAUCAAGAAAAAUAUCUAGGAAAAUCAGAGAAGGGAGUGUACUAUGCAUCACUAGGCGAUAAUAGUUUCCUCAGUAUUUGGAUCCUUACCGAAUCGUCCAAUCAGAUGGAGUGGGUAUUGAAGCUCAAUAACCUUGACACACGGAGUCUUAACUGUUACAGCCAAGAUCAUGGACCCUGGGUAUCGCAGGAUAUUAACUAUGAAUCUUAUUUUCCAAAUGAUGAGAAGAAAGCACAAGUCGAAGAGAAUUUCGAAUGGAGCUCUGACGAUGAUGAUGCUCUUAACAAUGAAAAUAGGGUGAAAAAAUACGACCCGGCAGGAAUUGGAAUACUCGGGUUUCAUCCUCGUAAGGAAAUUAUCUUCUUGAGUAAAUCCGUGGAGACGGGAUAUGCCUAUCAUUUGAAGAGCUCAAGGAUUCAAACCUUGGGCAGCAUAUACCCAACGCGUUAUCAAGAUAUUUUAUUGCCACAUGAACACAACAUACGAGAGUCUUUUCCAUACACGCCCUGUUGGAUGAGAGGGUUCCCUGAAAAAAAUUAGCUUAGACGGCCGCCUAGAAAAUUUAGGAUGCCUGAACCCUGUUUUUAUAAUUUAUAUAUACGUGAAAAUGAAUAGCUGCUAGACGAAUAUAUUUUCCAUUCUUUGUAUCUCAUUUUCUUGUAAUGAAGUUUGGAUGAUUCCCUGGUUU
This is a messenger RNA of Brachypodium distachyon (stiff brome), 1581 nucleotides long. RefSeq lists its product as uncharacterized. The coding region runs from base 105 to 1433 and encodes 442 amino acids. The record is from RefSeq and is a predicted model, not a curated record. Lineage: Eukaryota; Viridiplantae; Streptophyta; Magnoliopsida; Poales; Poaceae. The transcript has 2 exons. Gene Ontology annotation, molecular function: protein binding.